AUGGUUUUUCGGUUUUUGCUGCGUUAUUUGGCUAAUAAUGAACAGUUAAUUCAGCGCAUGGCAGAAAGUUAUCCAAUGCGGCGCGCUGCUCAAAUGGUUGUAUCCAUUAUGUAUCGUAGCAAGAAUAUGGCUCAGGAGCGCGGCAUACAUGACAUGACGCCCGAACGUUUCAAGUCAUUUAUAUCAUUUUUUAAAGAUAAUAUUAAGAAAGAAAUAGAAGGGGUGAAAGACCAAAUGAAAAAGAAACCCUUCUAGAUUAAUAGAGUUGAAAAAUGUGCUUUGGCUUUUCUUUAAUAAUGUUACAAGUGAAGCACAGUAAAAAUAUAAAUGUUACUUAGCAUUGCAA
Messenger RNA from Anastrepha obliqua, 346 nucleotides. RefSeq names its product protein NCBP2AS2 homolog. The transcript has 2 exons. Bases 1 to 255 code for a protein of 84 amino acids. NCBI's taxonomy places the organism in Eukaryota, Metazoa, Arthropoda, Insecta, Diptera, Tephritidae. The record is from RefSeq and is a predicted model, not a curated record.